Oryctolagus cuniculus (rabbit) is the source of this 4891-nucleotide messenger RNA. It is a transcript of the gene KL, whose product is annotated as klotho. Gene Ontology annotation, molecular function: fibroblast growth factor receptor binding; fibroblast growth factor binding; hydrolase activity, hydrolyzing O-glycosyl compounds. Gene Ontology annotation, biological process: fibroblast growth factor receptor signaling pathway; carbohydrate metabolic process. The record is from RefSeq and is a predicted model, not a curated record. NCBI's taxonomy places the organism in Eukaryota, Metazoa, Chordata, Mammalia, Lagomorpha, Leporidae.
CGGGCCCCAGCGCCCGGCUCCAGCCAGCAUGCCCGUCCGCGCCCGGCCGCUGCAGCUACGGCUGCGGCUGCUGCUGCUGGCCCUGGUCGGCCGCCUCCUCCGCGCCGAGCCGGGCGACGGCGCGCAGACUUGGGUCCGCUUCGCACGUCCUCCGGUCCCCGAUGCCGCGGGCCUCCUCCACGACACCUUCCCCGACGGCUUCCUCUGGGCGGUGGGCAGCGCCGCCUACCAGACCGAGGGCGGCUGGCAACAACACGGCAAGGGCGAGUCCAUCUGGGACACGUUCACCCACCACCCCCCGGCGCCCCUGGGCGACCUCUCGAUCACCCCUCUGCCGUCGGGGACCCCUUCGGCGCCCCCCGCCGCCACCGGGGACGUGGCCAGCGACGGCUACAACAAUGUCUUGCGGGACACGGAGGGGCUGCGCGAGCUCGGGGUCACCCACUACCGCUUCUCCAUCUCGUGGGCGCGUGUCCUCCCCAAUGGCAGCGCGAGCGCCCCCAACCGCGAGGGGCUGCGCUACUACCGGCGCCUGCUGGAGCGGCUGCGGGAGCUGGGCGUGCAGCCAGUGGUCACCCUGUACCACUGGGACCUGCCCCAGCGACUGCAGGAUGCCUACGGCGGCUGGGCCAACCCCUCCCUAGCCGACCACUUCAGGGAUUACGCCGAACUCUGCUUCCGGCACUUUGGCAGCCAGGUCAAGUACUGGAUCACCAUCGACAACCCCUACGUGGUGGCCUGGCAUGGCUACGCCACCGGGCGCUUGGCCCCUGGCAUCCGGGGCGGCGCGCGGCUCGGGUACCUGGUGGCGCACAACCUCCUUUUGGCUCAUGCCAAAAUCUGGCAUCUCUACAAUACUUCUUUCCGCCCAACCCAGGGAGGCCAGGUGUCCAUUGCUCUAGGCUCCCACUGGAUCAUUCCUCGAAGAAGGACCGACCACAACAUCAAAGAAUGUCAAAAAUCUCUUGACUUUGUACUAGGCUGGUUCGCUAGACCCAUAUUUAUCGAUGGAGACUAUCCUGAGAGCAUGAAGAAUAACCUUUCGUCUCUUCUGCCUGAUUUUACUGAAGCCGAGAAAAAGUUCAUCAAGGGAACAGCUGACUUCUUUGCUCUUUCCUUUGGACCAACCUUGAGCUUCCAAUUGUUGGAUCCUCAAAUGAAGUUCCGCCAGUUAGAAUCUCCCAGCCUGAGGCAACUGCUUUCCUGGAUUGCCCUGGAAUAUAACCAUCCUCAGAUAUUUAUUGUGGAAAAUGGCUGGUUUGUCUCAGGGACCACCAAGAGAGAUGAUGCCAAAUACAUGUACUACCUCAAAAAGUUCAUAAUGGAAACAUUAAAAGCCAUCAGGCUGGAUGGGGUGGAUGUCAUCGGGUACACAGCGUGGUCCCUCAUGGAUGGUUUUGAGUGGCACCGAGGAUACAACAUCAGACGGGGACUCUUCUAUGUUGACUUUCUGAGUCAGGAUAAGAAGUUGCUGCCGAAGUCUUCAGCCUUGUUCUACCAAAAGCUGAUAGAGAAAAAUGGCUUCCCUCCUUUACCUGAAAAUCAACCCCUAGAAGGGACCUUUCCCUGUGACUUUGCUUGGGGAGUUGUUGACAACUACAUUCAAGUAGACACCACCCUGUCGCAGUUCACAGAUCCGAAUGUUUACCUGUGGGAUGUCCAUCACAGCAAGAGGCUGAUUAAGCUGGACGGGGUUGUGAGCAGGAAGAGGAAAUCCUAUUGCGUGGACUUCGCGGCCAUCCGGUCCCAGAUCGUCUUACUCCAGGAAACGCACGUCACGCAUUUCCACUUCUCCCUGGACUGGGCCCUGGUGCUCCCUCUGGGCAACCGGUCCCAGGUGAACCGCACGGUCCUGCGCUACUACCGCUGCGUGGUGGAAGAGCUGGUGCGUGCCAACAUCACGCCCGUGGUGGCCCUGUGGCAACCUGCGGCCCCGCACCAGGGCCUGCCGCAGCCCCUGGCCCAGCAGGGCGCCUGGGAGAACCCACACACCGUCCUGGCCUUUGUGGAGUACGCCCGGCUGUGCUUUAUGGAGCUGGGCCACCGCAUCAAGUUCUGGAUCACCAUGAACGAGCCGAACACGCGCAACAUGACCUACCGGGCCGGGCACCACCUGCUCAAGGCGCACGCGCUGGUCUGGCGCGAGUACGACGGAAAAUUCAGGCCCGCCCAAAAGGGUAAAGUAUCUAUAGCCUUGCAGGCCGACUGGAUUGAGCCCGCCUGCCCCUUUUCCCAGAAGGACAAGGAGGUGGCCGAGAGAGUGCUGGAAUUUGACAUUGGCUGGCUGGCUGAGCCCAUUUUCGGCUCUGGGGACUAUCCCCGUGUGAUGAGGGACUGGCUGAACCAAAGAAACAAUUUUCUUCUACCGUAUUUCACCGAAGAGGAGAGACAACUGGUCCGGGGUUCCUUUGACUUUCUGGCUCUAAGCCAUUACACCACCAUCCUUGUAGACUGGGAAAAAGAAGAUCCCACAAAAUACAAUGAUUACUUGGAAGUACAGGAGAUGACUGACAUCACGUGGCUCAAUUCUCCCGGGCAGGUGGCGGUGGUGCCCUGGGGGUUACGUAAGGUGCUGAACUGGCUGAGGCUGAAGUAUGGGGACCUCCCCAUGUAUGUCAUAGCCAACGGAAUUGAUGAUGACCUGCAGGCGGAGCAAGACCAGCUGAGGGUGUAUUACAUUCAGAAUUAUGUGAAUGAAGCGCUCAAAGCCUAUAUGCUGGAUGGCAUCAAUCUGUGUGGCUACUUUGCUUAUUCUCUUAAUGAUCGCUCAGCUCCCAAGUUUGGCCUCUACCGUUAUGCUGCAAACCAGUUUGAGCCCAAACCGUCCAUGAAGCAUUACAGGAGAAUUAUCGACAACAAUGGUUUCCCAAGCUCUGAAACCCUGGAAGAAUUUUGUCCAGAAGAACUCUCCAAGUGCAUCGAAUGCAGCUUUUUUCACAAGCGGAAGUCUUUACUGGCCUUCAUAGCUUUUCUCUUCUUUGCUUUCAUUAUUUCCCUCUCUCUUAUCUUUUACUACUCUAAGAAAGGCAGAAGAAGUUACAAAUAGUUGGGGCAUGUUCCAGUCAUUUGCUUUGAGAUGGUUAUGCACACUCAUCGGCUGUUAACCUCUCAGUGUUGUGAAACGGCACAUUUCAUACACAACCCUUUGGUGGGAUGUGACAGAGGUUCUGAUACGGGUCUAGGUGAUUGGAAAAUAUUGAAUAAUGUGAAAAGCGCCUGCGUUUGUUCUCUUUUUGGUGACUAAAGAACUGACAGGCACCGUCAUUUCUGUAACACAUUCUGUAACAAAAGCUUGAGAGAUGCUAACUGUAUCAAAUCAGCCUUUGUACCGAAAUCUGGAUGACCAGAGUGGGAAUAUUUUCAAUAUGUUUCUUGAAUUGAUCAUUGCAAGUAUUAGAUAAAAAAAGUCCCAGGUAACCAUCUGUCAGCUGCUAUAGUAAUGCCCAGUGGCCACGCCUCUAUCUAAUCAAUUUCCCAUGAAGGGGAAGAUGGCAGACUACAUAUGGGAGAGACAAAAGGAGCCAGGGGCUGAAGUGUUCCUUUUAAAAGCACUGUUUCUAUUCAAUGCUGCUAAUAUGCAUCUGCUUAUCUGAUGAAUGAUGCACCUAGAAAGCCCUUCAUGGGAGUUUCUGUGACUCCUGGGGUGUUCUGUACACGCUGGUCCUGGAGGGCUUUGUCUCCCGGGUGCCUUGUUGUGGGCCUACACACAGGAGACUUGAUACAAGUUUGCUACAGAAUGAAUGAACCGUGAGGUGCUGAGCUCUUCAGGGAAAACUAAAAGCCCUUGAGAAAGGCAGUGGACUGCAGUGUCUAUAGGCAGAGGAAAGAGGAGAAGCGUGCUUAUUAUUACGGACAGCAUUAUAAUUACUUUGAUUUUACAUCCUUUUAUUUCUGAGCAGGCUUUGGCAUGAGUAAAAUGACCUUUCCAGAGGCAGGAAGAAUGACUCACUCUGAAGCGGUGACUCCACUCUAGUCCUUAGCCUCGGCUGUCAUGCCUUCAAAUCGGUAGCUUUUUUUAAAAAAGUUCUUAAUAGGCUGAGAAGCAGUCGUGUCUGAUACCACUGGAAGAUUUGCGUUGUGAUCUCCGGGGUGAAUUUUGUGUUUUUACAGCUCUGCUUCUGUGAGAGUAGGGUCGGACUAGUUUUGCUUUGAACUUUUGCACUGAAACCUGCUACUGAUUUCUUGGAAGGGCUAAUAAGGUCUUAUCCUUUAAUGCCCCUCAAAUAAGUCUGGCUGAUUUUCAGACAGGGACGUCUCUAGUCCACUGGAGUUGUUUCAUAGACAAGCUAAUCUCCUAUUAAACCGAUAAACCAAUGUCAUAGCAGCUAACUAACUCACUGACACAGGGUCAUGGCAGAUAAUGAAACACUGUACUGUAUCAUAUAUCAUCUUUCCAUGAAAGAUAAGCUUUUGGUGGUAUUCUUUUUAAAAUGAGAUUCGUUAAAAUCUGACUCUAGAGAAUCAACAGUUUAUUUUAUGUAUAUAUUUUUCUGACUAUAAGAGUAAUAUAUGUUCAUUGUAAAAAAUUGUAAAACAAAGUAUAUGUAAAAAAAUAAAAUUACCUAUAAUCUCACAACCCAGAAGUAGCCACUGCUUACAUUUCCUAUGUAUUUUAUUUUACAUGGUCAGAUUUUGAUAUGUACAGUUAUGUAACUUGUAAACUUAUGAUGUGUUUUCCUGUGUCAUGGUCUUCAAAAGCAUGAAAUGUAUCACUAUUUAAGUACUCCUAUUUGUUUGACUACUUCCUUAUUAAUUACUGUGAAUUAAUGAAUAUUGUUUAAAAAGAAUUUCAUUGCUAUGUUUACUUUCAUUUCCUUGUGCAUAUAGAAAAGUUCUUCUCCUUGAUGAAAUAUUCUAAUAAAUUUGCCUGCAACUUUGUCAUCUUUCAUAA